Molecule: messenger RNA, 249 nt
Organism: Diaporthe citri
Lineage: Eukaryota; Fungi; Ascomycota; Sordariomycetes; Diaporthales; Diaporthaceae
Exons: 2
Coding region: 1-249 (82 amino acids)
Source: RefSeq, a predicted model, not a curated record
AUGAAGUUCACAAUCUCCGCUGCUGCCCUUCUGGCACUCUCUACUGGCGCUCUGUCUGCGGCAGUAGAGGCCCGACAAAGCUCUGCCUGUGCUGGUUAUCAGUCGGCGGACACACUGACCCACGACACCAACUGGGGAGGCUACUCCCUCUGCUGUGAUUACGAGGGCCCUAGUGGCGGCAACGUCGCUGAGCAUUGCUGCGACCGCAACGGUGUGAACACUGGUAGCGGCACACCUGCAUGCGUGUAA